Molecule: messenger RNA, 1020 nt
Organism: Fusarium odoratissimum NRRL 54006
Lineage: Eukaryota; Fungi; Ascomycota; Sordariomycetes; Hypocreales; Nectriaceae
Exons: 2
Coding region: 1-1020 (339 amino acids)
Biological process (GO): secondary metabolic process
Source: RefSeq, a predicted model, not a curated record
AUGGUUUCUCUCUCCCAAGUCCAACAAACCAACGCCUCGGCUGCUUCAAAGCUCCCAGCUGGCCUCGUCGCCAUCUUCGCUGGUGCGACAGCAGGUAUUGGCGAAACAGCUCUCAAAGCAUUUGCCAAAUAUACUACACGACCCAAGAUCUAUUACAUCGGUCGUUCUCAAGAAGCGGGUGAUGGAUUACAAAGUGAGCUGGAGGAGUUGAAUCCCGAAGGAGAAUACAUCUUCAUCAAGAAGGACAUGAGCUUGUUGAAGAACGUAGAUGAGGUUUGUCGGGAUAUCAAAAGCAAGGAGACAGUCUUGAAUGUUUUGUUCUUAAGUCAGGGGACACUAAGAAUUGGCGUUGAUACCGAAGAAGGACUGCCUCUGGUCACCGGCCUAACUAUCUACUCUCGCAACCGUCUCGCAGUCAAUCUCCUCCCACUUCUAAAGAAGGCACCGUCUCUUCGUCGUGUAAUAAGCGUCAUGGCUGGUACACACGAAGGUAAGCUCUUCUCCGACGACAUAGCAGCUCGCAACAUCCCCUUCACUAGCAUUCACAACUCCCGAGGACAUAUGUGCUCAGCCUUAACUCUGUCCCUGGAAGCACUGGCCCGUCAAGCACCAGAAGUUUCCUUCAUCCACAACUUCCCUGGCUCUGUUGAUACAAACCUAAUCCGCAGUGGAGACGGUUUCAUGAUGCAGGUUAUGAAGUAUUGGUUCAAGGUCAGCAUGACUGUUAGGAGACAGUGGUUACCUAAGGAGGAGUGUGGAGAGAGACAUGCGUGGUUGUGUUUGACUGGGAGAUAUCCUGGUAAAGAGGGUAGUGAGAACGGUAUCAAAGAGGAAGAAGUUGCUGUUGGUACUGAUGGGAAUAAGGGAAGUGGUGUCUAUAGCGUUGAUUGGGAUGGUGAGAGUGCUUCGGGUGAAGUUGUCAAGCUGCUUGAUGGUUUCAAGAGGGAAGGUCUUGUGGAAAAGGUCUGGAAAGAUCAGGAGAGAGAAUUUAUCAGAAUUACUGGUACAACUUCUAUCUAG